ACGCAUGCGCAUUAUGAAGGAAAAACUGAACGGCUGCAUUACCCGUUAGCUCGCUAAUUGUUGUGGUUUUUUGCUGACAUUAGUUGGUUGUUGCGUCUUUGCUCGACGUCUACAAUUAUAUUUGCUUUCUUCUGACGACUCGAGUAACAUUUAAAUCACUGUUUUGACUAUUUACACGCACCGGGUGGUUGUUUAUAGUCACUGAAAAACUCCAUUAACCGUCAUCCCUUCGUGUAUUGUCCGGGGUCACGAGGUAACUUAGCUAGCCUCAGUCCGCUGCUCUGGUUGAUCAGUUCGGUGACCGGUUUCUCCUGCUACAGCUGACGAAUGGAUUCUGUGUGGCUGCACUAGAACUAACUACUGUGACCCGAACAGAGAGUCUCCUAUGAUGGGAGCUGCAUUCAACAACCCUUGAAACUGUGGUGUUAAUUCAACAAGUUCAACAUGAUGCCCAUGACCUUUCAGGUGUCGAACAACGUGACGCUGCUGUUUGACUUCUGGGAUGUGCACGGACCUGCUGCAGGCUCGGCUUUGUGUGCAGGGAUGGUGCUGUCGGUGUUUGUGGUCUUGCUGCUGACGGUCUUCUACGAAGUACUCAAAGUUUGGAGGGUUUGGUUGGGAAACGGCUCCAAACUGUCCCAGCCUGCCACUCGGUACACCGCCCCUCCAUCCUGCCAAACCGACAGCAGCUCAGUGCUGGACAGCAGCCCGUCUGAAUCCUCCCUGACCCCCAUAGAGCCUCAGCCUCCAACGACAAGCACCAGGAAGAGCUGGUUGCUGCAUGUCGUCCAGACGCUGCUCCACAUCGUGCAGGUCACUCUGGGCUACAUGCUGAUGCUCUGCGUCAUGUCCUACAACACCUGGAUCUUCCUGGGCGUCAUCAUCGGCUCCGUCCUCGGUUACUUCGUCUCGUUUCCUCUCCUGGGUCAGACGGUGUGACAGUACGGACAGUUCAGACACCGACACAAACACAGAGGACUGGUGUUUUGUUUUCUUCUCUGUUUUUGUCUUUGGAGGAUCAAAUGCUUUGGAUACUGAAUGGGAAACCACUUCACCAAGUCAUUUGUUGCUCUGCUGGGUUUGCACAAAAAGGGGACUGAGCUGUACGACUCUAACUGCUGCGUGAAACUCACCUGGACACGGAAACUGGAAUUCUAAUGCCUGAAUUAGUCUUCAGUUUUUAGUCACGGGAUUCUGUUUUUCUAAACAUUUCAGCUGGACGUGAAAAAUACAAACAUUUGUCAUAAUAUUCAGUUUCAGAUGUGAUUCUAAAACAGCCAAGUGACUAAUAGUUUUCUUAAUCUCCAGCUGAGAGAAUGCUGUUUGAUUAAAUGUCCUUAAUUAUUAGUAACGCUUUAAAAAAAAGUGAACAAUAGAGUCAAAAAGGAUGAUUAGAUUUGAAUCGGUACCACAAAAGCUCAUAAUUAUGAUUCUCUUGAUGUUUUUAUGCACUACUUUGACACAUUAUUUCAGCUACUCACAGUCUUCAAGGUGUUUUGACACAAGAUGAUUUGAAAUGAGUUUUUUUCAUGAGGAGACACUGCUACUGUAAUGUUAACGUUACGCUCAUUCAAUAGAUGUAUGUUUCUGAUGAGUGGAACUUUGACAAUGUGUAAAAAAAUGAUUUAUGAAUGUUAUUACAGAGUUUUGGAGUGAAAUCUAAAAACUAACUGACACUGGGAGCGGAUUUUUCACAGGCAGAAGUCAUAAGACGGUUAAUUUGAGGAACUGAUUCAUGUGACUUUAACUUGAAAACUCCUCAGAUGGUUCAGUUUCAUAAGUUCAUCAGGGGACACAGAAAGUGAAGUAGGUCAAAUGGUUCUGUGGCAAACCGUUGACAAACCACGAACCAAAACAAAAAAUGAACAAAAAGUGCCUUAAAGCUGACCUUUGAGGUGUGUUUUUGCUUAAAACAUAAACAUAUUUCACUAUUUUUAGAACUGAUUCAGACGUCUUAUCACUGAACAUGGUUGAUAUCAAAAUUUUUCCUGAGUGAAAACCUGGAAAGGCUUGUUUGGAAAAGAAAAAAAAUAAAGAAGUUAUGAAAGAUUU
Messenger RNA from Acanthochromis polyacanthus (spiny chromis), 2052 nucleotides. It is a transcript of the gene slc31a2, whose product is annotated as solute carrier family 31 member 2. The transcript is spliced from 5 exons. The coding region runs from base 445 to 939 and encodes 164 amino acids. The record is from RefSeq and is a predicted model, not a curated record. NCBI's taxonomy places the organism in Eukaryota, Metazoa, Chordata, Actinopteri, Pomacentridae. Gene Ontology annotation, cellular component: membrane. Gene Ontology annotation, biological process: copper ion transmembrane transport. Gene Ontology annotation, molecular function: copper ion transmembrane transporter activity.